AUGAAUACGAUUUUCAAAAGAAACUCGUCUGCCUCAUCGUCAUCAACAGUAAAUGAUCCAGUAAGCGAUUUAUACAAAGCCUGUUGUGAUGGUGAUGAGGAUCUAGUACGAGGCUUAUUGGCAUCUCUUCAAUAUAAUGAUGUGAAUCGUCGUGAAUCGAAUGGAAGUACUGCAUUACACGCAGCAACAUCUUUUGGAUACGCUAACAUAGUUCGAAUUCUUCUCGAUUUUCAUGUCGACCGCCGCCAACGAAAUUGUAAUGGGUUAACAGCUUAUCAAGAAGCACGAACAGAUGAAAUUCGUCUACUUUUUCAUCGACCAAUUCGAGAACGUCAACGAUUUUAUGAUGAUCAAUCUUCGCCAUUUGAGUUCAUCAAUAAAACUAAUCCGAAUGAAGCGCAUGAAGAGAUGCCCUCAGGAUGGAUCAAUAGGUUAGAAACAGAUCGAAAGAUUACUCAAUAUCGACAAAUGUUAUCAAUGUCAAAAUAUAUAUAUAGUUCAGAAUGGGGUCAAAAGUACAUUGCAUUCUAUACUCGAUUCAUCGAUCGAAACAGCACAAUAAGUCCACAAUAUUUUAUUCGUCAACUUGAACAGCUCAUUAAUGAAACUUUUCCAACUGAUUCCGCACAAUAUUCAGUAGUCCAUGCAUUGUUCGAUGAAUACAAGCGAACAGAACGGCCUGAACCACUUUUAACUCUCUAUUCACUUAAUUCACCUUUUUAUACUCGUAUGACAGAGAGUAUAGAUAACUCGAGUUUUCUCAUAUUUAAUAUUUGGAAACAUUUGAAAUCUCUGACGCCACGCUUUUUUCGAGGAACAUCUUACCGAGGCUUGUCAAUAACUCGAGAUGAUCUUCGAACAUAUGAAUGGGCUAUGAAUAAGGAUGAUCGGAUUGUUGGAAUCUUUCGAUUCGCUUCAUCAACAACUGAACGUAGUGUAGCAGAAUUCUAUGGUGAUAUGGCACCAUCUGACCGUCUUUCAACGCUAAUGGUUUUCAAUUUCGAUAGUCCAUGUAAUGGAGCCAUUCAAUUAUAUUCCACUUCAAACGAUAUUUCCUGCAUAUCAAACUUUGAAGAUGAACGAGAAGUCUUAAUCUUACCUGCUACUCUCUUUCGAGUUUGGAAAAUCGAAAUGGACGAACGUACUGGUCGACAUAUCAUUUAUCUCAAUCAAAUACCAGAUGCCGAAAAUCCCAGAUUGCAUUGUCUCACAAACAUACUUCUUGAAACAUGCAAAAAUCUAACUAAUUGGUUCUCUUUUCUUCGUUGA
Messenger RNA from Rotaria sp. Silwood2, 1269 nucleotides. Lineage: Eukaryota; Metazoa; Rotifera; Eurotatoria; Philodinida; Philodinidae. The record is from the annotation of a GenBank genome assembly.